AUUUAUACUUCGCCAUUCAGUGAUAACGAUCGUUAAAACUUCUUACCAAUUAAAAGUCGUUCCUAAAUAAUUUCGCUCAUUAUUUAACUUAUUAAUGUUUAAUUUAAUAAUAUAAUCUCCCCCUGUGCUUCUAAUCAGUCAAUAGAUCUAGACGAAUGCACUUUGAAAAAAUGAAAGUAUUUAAAUCGUUUUAAUACGAAUAAAGAGACGAAGAUCGCAUUUCAAAAACAAAAACCCUUUGUUGUUGUUAUUGACGAAUAUCGUAUUUAAUGGAAGACAUUAAUAGAUUGAUUCAUCAGUUAAAACGUAGUGGAGAAUAUUUGGUCACUGGUCAUGAAAAGUUAACACUGGAUAUAGAAGUUCUACACACCAUUAUUACAAGAGUAUUACCAUCUCUUCAUACGGAUCAUAAUAUAAAUCAUCACUAUUUAUCUGAAAUUUUAAAAAAAACAGCCAAAUUAAAAUUAUUAAAAUCAUUCAAUUUGGAUCUCCAGGCACAUAUUAAUCUUACCCCUUUUCAAAGUUUAAUUUAUUUAGAACUUCAUGAUAUAGAUGUAGAAUGGCUGAUAGGUUUAAAUUAUGAGAAAAUAAAAUUUCUUAUAAUACAUGGUCCAAUCAAAUCUUUAGCUACAUUGUUAAAACGAAAAUGGGCUAAUCUACAAUAUUUAGCAUUAAGAGGUGGUCAUCUUGGAGUAUUAGAUGAGUCAAUAUUACUUGCGCCUACUCUUACAUAUUUGGAAGCUCCGAGAAACUUGUUAGUAGACCUUGAAAACAUAGAAAAGUUGGAGUGCUUGGAUUUUUUAAAUUUGAGCAUAAAUAGACUAACACGAGUGCCUAUAUUAAGUGAUUAUGGUGCUAGAAAUUUGACCGUUUUAAUAUUGAGCUAUAACUGCAUAAAUAAUUUAACAGGUUUAUCUAAGUUAGCCAAUUUAAAAGUAUUAGAUUUGUCAAAUAAUAUGAUUGUGCGUCAUGAAUCUAUAUCAGCUGUUGGGGAUAUGGCCUUUUUAAAAUAUUUAAAUUUAGAACAUAAUCCUAUAGCUUAUAUAGAGAAUCAUAGAGAAAUAACUUGUAGGUAUCUUCAUGAAAAUGCUGCAGUUGAACUUUUUGAACUUGACGAUCAACUUCUUUCAAAAUCAGAGAAGAAAUUUGCUGGACAGUCUUCUAGAUCAUUAGAUUUGUCAUUUCUACAUUACCAACAGUCUCCUACAAGUGUUAAAGCGAAAAAAGUAAGAUCUCCAAUAAUUGAAGAUCACAUAUGUGAUAAAAAUAGUGUUAUUCAAACAACUACCCAAAAAACUACCCCAAAAAAAGAAAUUUUGAAGUCAGAACAUUUAACUACUAAAAAACAAAUAGAAAGUUUACGCGAAAUGUAUGGUGAAGAAAACUGGUUACAUAGUCAUGCUGGUAGCUAUGUUCAAGAUAUAUUGGGUAUUAAACAGCAGUCGGAAAAUGAAUUGUUUCCUCAAGCAAUCACUGAAAAACAACCUAUUGAAGAAUCAAAUAAUUUUACUGGUGAAAAGGAAUGUUCUGUACUAAGUAAUGAAUCUCACAAAGAAAUGAAUGUUAAAACAGAAACAGUACAGACAUUACAUGACAGUUCAAGUCUGGAAUACUCUAAAUUAAAUGAAAAACCUAUAACAUUUUCAGGAAAAUAUUGGAGGGCUCAAGUUAUAGAUUCAAAGACUGGAAAAUAUUCCAAUAUUUGUUUAUGUUUAACAGAAAGAGAGUUAAAAGAAAGAAAUUCUAUUGAUGGUCAUUUGCUUGCUACCUGGAGUCGAAAUUCAAUAGAAAGUUGUGUGAAAAUAAGCUUUGAUCCUAUUAAAAUUCAAAUGAACUUUAUGACCAUUCGAAGGAAUCUAAAUCAAAGAAUUUAUAUAAUGAGUGAUGAUAGUGCAAGGGAAUUUAUAAGCAUUAUUUGUACAGAGCUAGAAUCAAGAACAUUGAGUGAAAUGAACCAAUUAGUAUUUAAAUGUGUUAAAUGUACCACAAUAUUUUGUCAAGAAAAUAAUAGACACAUUCUUAAAGAAAAAAGAAAAAUUUAUUGCCCUAAUUGCAACAGUUCAAUUGUUGUUCAAAUGGAAGAAGAACCUCUCCCAUCUGCUAAUAAAUUGAAACAAAAUUUAGCUGAAGAAGAAAAUUCCAAUGAUUCAACACCUGUUAAUUCAAGAUCUAGUUCAGAAGAACCAGAACAACAACAAUUAUCAAGAAAUGAUAGUGAUAUAGAAAUUAUAAGUAACCCUAGCGAAAAUUCUGUUGAAAUUCUUGAAGUAAUUUCAACAAAAGAAAAGAAAUCAGAAAAAACUCAACUGACUAUUGAUGUUAGGACUGCAUUGACAGAAAGUAGCUCUUCAGGAUCAAUGACGGAUAGUGUGUGUACUGCUUAUGAAAGUCGGAAAAAACGCAAUGACAGUUCAUCAUUAAAAGAAACAGGAAUUAAUAUAGAUUCUAGAAUUCCAUCAGUAACAGAUAUACCUAUUCAAUUUUCGUACAAUGACUUUACUUCAAUUGACCAACGAUUAAAAUUUUAUAUCCGACAAAAAUAUUUCCGAGAAAACGAAGAAUUUAAACUAGUUUUUCGAUGUAAUUGUAUUAUGACAAGUCCUGAUAACCGUCUUGAUGGAUGUGUGAUAAUUUCCAACAGAUCAUUAUAUGUAUUUAAAUUCAUUGGCCAACCAGAUGAACUUUUACAAAAAGUGUCCAGUCAUCGAUUGAGCCUAGUCAAGUCAAUUGCUACCCUGCCAUGGAAUGUGGGCUUAGCUAUUUGUGUCACUCAACCAGAAAAUGAUAUGAAAUAUACAUUUGUUCUCUUUGUGCCGCAUAUUACUACACGAUUAAUCGCAUUUUUAGAAAAGAUUAAACCAUUUGAACAACGAGCAGUAUUGAUAUCAUCUCCUAAUACUAAUUCCUAUUUAUAUGUGAACAAUAUCCUUUAUAGAAAUGAAUUGCACUUACCUAUUAUUCAUGUUGUGUUCUGCGAGAGUGCAACAAUUGUUACAGACAACGGACUGGUAGAGGUUAUCGAAUUACCAGGUGUUGUGAUCACUGAAUAUGAAUUAGUAGUAUUAAGCGGUGAAUGUACAUGGCUAUUACCUUAUGAAGAACAUUUUCCUACAUUGGCUCAUGUACAGAACAUGAGUAAUUUCAAUCAUAUUGAUAAAAAUGAAGAAACACUUGGUUUACACUUCAACGAUAAUACAUCGUGGUUAUUAAUUGUAAACAGCAUUGAAGCUGAAUAUCUUAUGGGCGAAACAAUAAGAAUACUAACAAAUGCCAAGCAAAAAUCAAGUUCUGCUAUUCAAAUAGCUGCUGGACUAAAUUGCUCAACUCAAAUCAAUCAAAUAGUUUAAUAGAUUUAUAACAGCUCAAAUUAUUUCCUGGAUUCCAAUUACAGUAAACAUAAUAUGUAAUCAAUAUUUGAUAUUUUUAAAUAAGCAACAUUUAUUUGUAUAAUAAAAUAAAAAUAAUAAUGAAUUAUUAAACUGUAUAGCUUCUAUAGACUUGCCCAUAUCAUACAAGCUUCCUGAAACUAUUAAAAUUGUUGUUGGCACAAGGUUAAUGUCCAUAGAAUGUGAAUAAUUAUUUUUUAUUAUUGUUAUUUAUUACGAUUAAAUAUUUUGUUAAUACUUUUAUUAGUUUAUAAAAAAUAAUAUAUAUAUAUAAAAUUUAUGAACAUAACAGUAAUUUUUGUAUAUAGAAUUUAACUGCCUGUUUCAUUUAGUCAACACCAGCUAGUGAUACAUCUAAAGUAGAUAAAUACUUUUAUUUCUAAGAAGUACAUCAAUUAAGAUUAGGGUUGCCAUAAGUCCCAGAAAACUGGGAUUGUCACCAGUUUUGAACUUCAUGUCCCGGUGUCUCGAAAAAUGUUUUCAGGACGUCCAUAUAUCCCGGGUUAGACGUUUAGAGGAAAUGUAUUAUUGUUUAAUUUUUAAUUUCGACCAUUUUAUUUCAAAGUACAUUUUUAAUUGUAAUCAAU
Sipha flava (yellow sugarcane aphid) is the source of this 3973-nucleotide messenger RNA. RefSeq names its product serine/threonine-protein kinase 11-interacting protein. Lineage: Eukaryota; Metazoa; Arthropoda; Insecta; Hemiptera; Aphididae. The coding region runs from base 270 to 3347 and encodes 1025 amino acids. Gene Ontology annotation, cellular component: cytoplasm. Gene Ontology annotation, molecular function: protein binding. The record is from RefSeq and is a predicted model, not a curated record. The transcript has 20 exons.